AUGAUGGCUAACGAAGACUACACUUCGCGUGUACCGUAUUAUACGUUCGCGGACACACUGGAAGAGCAGGAAGCACAGUUGGAGACGAAUCCGCUGAUGCAACGACUCAACGCCUAUCGGAAAACGUAUGAAGGCGAUCCGCACCGUCCGAUUUAUCACUAUAUCAACCCUGAAGCGAUGCUCAACGAUCCGAACGGUCUCUGUUUCUGGCAGGGACGAUGGCAUCUCUUCUAUCAGGCAUAUCCGCCUGAAGAUACACGGCAGCACUGGGGACACGCGAUCAGCGACGACCUCAUCCACUGGCGCGACUUACCCUACGCGAUAUAUCCGAAUCCUGAAAGAUGCUGUUUCUCCGGUGCGACGGUUGUAGAGGAAGACCGCGUGAUUGCGAUGUAUCACGGAACGGUUGUCGGCAAUAUGGUAGCAGUGUCAAGCGACCCGUUGCUUCUCAAUUGGGAAAAAGUCUCUGACAAAGCGGUUAUCCCUUCGCGACACGCCGAUGGCACCAACACCGGUCUAUCGCGUUUUCGACCCAUGCAUCUGGAAAAAAGACGCCACAUGAGCGGUGGACAGUAUCUGCUCGGUGAUUAUGAUACCGAACGCGACAAGUUCAUCGUGACAGCAGGUGCGAAGAACAAUUUCGGGGCAGCAUCCCCUGCCGGUGUUCACGCACCCUCCGCUACACCUGAUGGUAACGGCGGUCUUAUCGUUAUCUAUAACAUGAAUCCGGCGAAGCCUACCAAAGGUUGGAACCAGAUCAUGACGCUGCCGCGUCGCCUGACUCUUCUCUCCAGAGAUGAAGUCGGAAUUGAGCCAGCUGGCGACAUCGAAUCGUUGCGGUAUGCGCAUCAGCGUGUCAACGCGAUGACACUCCCCGCAAACGAGGAGGUCGUGCUGGAAGGCAUAAACUGGCAACGCGAUGGAACUUGA
This is a messenger RNA of Geodia barretti, 930 nucleotides long. The record is from the annotation of a GenBank genome assembly. NCBI's taxonomy places the organism in Eukaryota, Metazoa, Porifera, Demospongiae, Tetractinellida, Geodiidae.